UCUAGCAAUGAGGAAGGAAGCACGGAUCGACACGUCGAGUCAUCCUUGAAUCAUUUUCUUUUUUCUUUUUUUUUUUUCCAACGACCACGUUCUAAGCCGGACAGGAAUAAAAAGUACGCGGUGCUGUUGCACCCAACGCAGUACCUGUUGAUACGUUUUCACGUCAAGGAUCUCGUGUUCACCGUUCACCGGGAAAAUCUGGAGGAGAUGGCACGCUACGCGGAAGAUGUCUACUACGAUUUCGCGAUCAAGUUAACCCACGAUGCCGCGCAAAUACUCAAAGCAGCUAUCAACGGUGCGAAGAAAGUAGACGAAAAGUUAGGCAAUUGGGACUUGGUAACGGAAUAUGAUCGAAAGAUAGAGGACGUGGUCAUUGGUCAACUAAAAGCAAAGUUUCCUAACCAUAGAUUUAUCGGUGAGGAAUCGACUGGAAAAGAGCUUCCAGAGCUGACCGACGAUCCCACGUGGAUCAUUGAUCCGAUCGAUGGCACUACCAACUUUAUUCAUGGAUUCCCUCACACUUGCGUUGUAAUCGGUUUGUCGAUUAAGAAAGAAAUGGUAAUUGGCAUCGUUUACAACCCUGUUCUGGAACAAUUGUUCACAGCGAGGAGAGGUCGGGGAGCGUUUUUAAACAACAAGCCUAUAAAGGUCUCUAACGUUCAAGAUUUGUCGAAAGCUUUGAUCUGCAUGGAAAGCGGUUUCAUAAAAGUGGAUCACAUGAGGGAAAAAACUAUCGAAAGAAUACGAGCAAUCGUUCUAGAAGCUCAAGGCAUUCGCACACUUGGCGUGGCGGCAUUGACGUUAUGCUACGUUGCAAUGGGAAUUGUUGAGGCUUAUUAUAUUGAGGGGCCAGGUAUCUCUACCUGGGAUAUCGCCGCAGCAUCGUUAAUUAUUUCCGAAGCAGGUGGCGUCGUUGUCGAUCGUGAAACAGGUGAAAAGAUCAACAUCAUGAAACCACGUGCAAUUGGGGCGUGCAACGAGAAAAUCGCGAACAAAUUGGUUGAACUUAUUCGCGAGGCUGAUCAAAGAGUGAAAUAGAGGAAUGGAU
Messenger RNA from Frieseomelitta varia, 1048 nucleotides. RefSeq names its product inositol monophosphatase 2-like. Gene Ontology annotation, biological process: phosphatidylinositol phosphate biosynthetic process; signal transduction; inositol metabolic process. Bases 208 to 1038 code for a protein of 276 amino acids. Gene Ontology annotation, molecular function: inositol monophosphate 1-phosphatase activity. The transcript has 6 exons. The record is from RefSeq and is a predicted model, not a curated record. Lineage: Eukaryota; Metazoa; Arthropoda; Insecta; Hymenoptera; Apidae.